Molecule: messenger RNA, 1635 nt
Organism: Peniophora sp. CBMAI 1063
Lineage: Eukaryota; Fungi; Basidiomycota; Agaricomycetes; Russulales; Peniophoraceae
Source: the annotation of a GenBank genome assembly
AUGGCCCCUACUCCAACCAUCUCGCCUAUCUCGUCGGCGCGGAUCCAGCCCAGGGCCGGCAUAACAUAUUGGGCUACUGCCCCCGCUGGGUACUUCAGCACUGAUUCAUUCAGUGCUGCUUCCUCAAGCACAUCGGCCUCCACGGCGUCUACUUCCUCUGCCGUGGCCCCUACCUCGACCAGCGCCUCUGUAACUUCUUCCUCGUAUUCGACUGUAACCCCCAUGGCCUCUGGAUCGACAUCAUCGAUAGACGAGACUUUUGCUACGGAACCCGCCACACCCGCAUCGAGCACACAAACGCAUAGCUCUGAUCACACCGCGGUUGCUGUCGCCGCCUCUAUAAGUGCCGUGGUCGCACUGCUACUGGUCGUCGGCGGAGCGAGUUACUGGCGGAAGAGGCGUCUACGUCGUCGCCAGCAAUCAUAUCACGACUACCAAUACCCUCGUUCUUCCUCGGAGAAGAAGCGGGCUCCAUCUCCACCCACUCUCUUCGUAGACAUCUCACCAACAAAUUCGGCGUACCCCACUCCCUUCGACAGCCACUCUAGCGUCGAUCGGAGUUCCGGAUCUCACUAUCUAUCUUCCGACGUCUCAUCCGUUCACCGUUCCGACUUCUUCUCAGCGUCCCCUUCAUCCUCAACCGAGCCUCAGACUGCAUCUACCGACAUCAUCUCCUCAUUCCCCUUCCCUAUGGCAUCGCCAUCUCUGCCCACACUCCCGGCGAUAUCAGUCACGCUCGUCUCACCUACGAGCGCUGAGUUGACGGCGUGGGCUACUGCUCAACGACUACUCACUGCGACACACGAGUCCGAAAACCCAUUCCGUACCCCGCGCGAAAGCAUUGCCAGCACCCGCUCGCGCACCGUGUCCGACAGGCCCACUGGCGCACGCCCUCUUCACUCCAGGACACCAAGUCUUGGCAGCCUUAGCCGUGCAGCCAGCCCUCCGCCUCUUCACAGGACUGCGAGCGUCACGCGCCUGCACUCGCGCUCGGCGAGCAUGUCCAACCUCAUCGGCGUCUCAACACGCAUACAUUCGCGCAGCGUUAGCUCAGCCAACCUUAGCAUGUACAUGCAGCGCCCUGAUACCUCUACGAGCAUGCUGAGCAUGGACGACAGCGCGGAGAGCUCGGACAUAUCCUCGGUGCCCACGCCUACGACUCUCGCAGGCGCCGCGCCUAGUGCCCCCGCAAUACACGAAGCGGAAGAGGAGAACGAGGAGUCUGAGGCCGAGGUCGACUCGCCGGUAGACCCACAAGUGCCUGCGCGCCCUACUCCGCGACCGAGCCCGCUUCCUAACGUCGACCCAAAUGACUUCGCAGAACCUGUCAGCGAACGCCGGGCCCUACGGAACCGGCACUCGGCUUCGCUACUCACCCAGGCAUCGGGUAUAUCGAUCGCUACGCUGCCGAGUUACGAUGCAGGACUGGCUGCAGGUGAAUGGCACGUCGCUGGUGGACGCAGCACGCCCACACCCGCGUACGAGCUGAACCUUGAUCGUGAGCGCGUGGUGAGCGCUGGUGGAUGGAGUACCGCUGCUACGCAUGCUUCGUGCGACUUCGACUCUAUGUUGGCGGGGAAUACGGGGAGCUGGCAUGCGGCGUCUUUGAUGGGGAUAUUCAGUGGACAUGCUUGA